Cooperia oncophora is the source of this 822-nucleotide messenger RNA. NCBI's taxonomy places the organism in Eukaryota, Metazoa, Nematoda, Chromadorea, Rhabditida, Trichostrongylidae. The record is from the annotation of a GenBank genome assembly.
AUGGGAAUGAACACAGUUCAACCGAUAGAAUUGAAUCGCGCUACAGGAGCCCUCUCAAAGCGGCCCUAUGUACCGCAGGAACCGCUUACUCGCGGUGAAAAAGUAAAGCGAUGGUUCCGAAAGUACUUUUUAGAAGGUCAGCACUUGGAAGCAGAAGCCGCAGAGGAAUUGCAAAAGCUACCAGAAAACCCUACGUGGGAGGACCUAAUCUUCAUAAAAUACCGAAAAUUCGUUGCCAUGCUCAUUCCCUUCGUCCUUAUGCAGGUGACUCAAAAAUCAAUAAUUUUCAUCAAUGCAAAACCAAUAAGUCUAUUGAAGACCGUCUGGUGGAUGGUUGCCAUCCGACAUAACUUCUUCCAAUGGUAUCCGGAUUAUUGGCAUAUGCCUGUGACUAUGAUCUUAGGCUCCUUCGUUGGAGGUAUGACGUCGGAAGGGAGUGGUGCAGUAGCUUUUCCCGUCAUGACAUUGGCCCUUCAUAUUGCACCAUCGAUCGCCAGAGAUUUCUCGCUCAUGAUCCAGUCAUGCGGUAUGACAUCGGCGCUUAUGUGUGUGCUAUUCAUGAAGGUGAAGAUCGAAAAUCGUGCUGUGAUACUUGGCACCCUCGGUGCGAUUCCUGGCUUCAUAAUCGGAGUGCAUUUCGUUGAUCCCCUGUUUACUGGGCCACAGAAAAAGAUGAUGUUUGUGGCAAUUUGGACAGCGUUCGCUAUCGCUCUGGCAAUUCUGAACUCCCAAAAAAGACGCACCACUUUCAAGGAAAUCCCCGACUUUUGCUUAUGGAAAGCUGUGGUGCUGUUCAUAACCGGAUUUGUUGGAGGUAGGUAG